AAACGCUCCAAACAGCGCCGCCGGCGCCCAGCCUUCUGGCCCCUCCCGCUCACCACAGCCCUGCGCUGUGACCAACCACCAGCGUCAUCUUCCCUCUUCUGAACCUCUUCCCUCGGCCGGAGUAACGGACUCGAAGCCGAUAAUGGCUCUUGUCUAUUUCCUGCGUUUGAGAACCAUUGCUUGCUUGAAAUCAAGAUAUCACGGUCAUGGAUCUGAUACAAUAUGUAGACCAAAGUUAAUGACAAGCACACAAGAGCUGUUAUCGGCAGACCAGGCUACUGACCGGCACCAACUAUCUCCACUGUUCCCGGCCCGGACCUUCCAUGCCUCUGGAAUCCAUCCGCUGAUCUGCUUUUCAAGACCGGCAACGGUCCCAAGAGCCUGUGUCACGGAAUUCGAGUGAGAGUCUUGGACCGGGUAAUGGAUGUCUCGAUUGAUAUUUUGGUGCAGAACUUUCUUGUAAGAGGUCCUUGGCAAAGCAUCCAUUAUCCAGGCAGCCAAGCCCGGCUGUUCAGGGUGUGGUUGCAGAACUGCAUGUGGUUGACAGCGCUGUGAUAUCCAAGUCAAGCAGGAGGUACAUAGUGGACACGGCCCAUACACAUUGGAGGCCGCCGCUCAGGUGGGAGAAAGGAUGGCGACCGCGAGCUUACUGGCCUCUGGAGCAGCUGCUUGUAAAGGAGGUGCUAUCGAGGAGUUGAACUCCGCCAGGCUGAGCCAGACGUCAGAGUGAUAGAUCAAGUUUUUCUGUUAUCAGACAUCUCCUUCCCACAGCUCAACCCGUUGGUCACACUGUUCGCCAUCACCUGGCCCUGACAUGUGGCCUCGAUUUGGUAACAGGAGACUUUAGAUUACGUGAUUGCCCGAGAGAAACGGCCGUACAACAUGAAAGGCAUGCUCAGAAUCUUCGAUCCAUGACAGGUGCCGAGACAAUGCGCAGGCAAGCCGCUGCAUUAUAUAGGUAAGGAAGGCCGGAAACUGUUCGGAAAGGAAACUCUGUAACGCUCGCAAACCACCGUCGAAUAAGAGCUGCAGUUAUAAGCAAUAGGCGGGAGCGAUUCGAGACUGAUAUUGGAUAGCAGGAAGGAAGACGAUCAAGGGAUCAUCAACAAGCAAGCACAACAAAACUCUUUGGGAAAACUUCCAAGGCAUUGAUUGAGUGGUGGGCUGGCCCCCUGUCACUGGAUGGAAGCUGCGGAAGCCCAAGCUGUCCCCUGUCAGUCUUGGCAUUCCUCUCGAUGCCCCCCUCGAUGUCCCUUGUCCAUCUCCACUGGUUUCGGGCUGGAAUGACGAACAACGGGCUGGCGGGACGCUGCUUCUUGGUCCGUAGGCCCCACUUUCAGCGCUCCCUUGAGCAUUUUGCAGGCAUAGCAGCGCCUAUGAAGCGAGCUCCAACACCGAUUAAAAGUGAUCGAAGCUCCUCCAAGUUUCCAUGAUUUCCGUGAUCUUCUUGCUUGCUCAAACCAAGACUCUUUCUCGGCAGCAGAUCUCUGAUCAAACUCAAAACCUGUCAGCCUUUGAUCUUCACCUAGCUACGGACCAAAAGCUCCAGAACCCCCCUGGUCUGCCACCCACACAGUCUUUAACCAUCCGUCUCCAAAAGCUCGUCAGAGAGCCCCUCACCCCGUCACACUCCCUAGUCAGCGUUUUCUGCAACGCCGUUGUCUGUCAACAAAUAGAGACAUCCGAUCUUCGAUCUGGGUGGCUAUCAACAGGCAAAUUUCGAGCAUCAAGUCUCGCGAAGUCUUUGUUCUCCUCUCCCGCCCCCCCAGCAUCUUCCAGGCUCUUUUACGCUGCGCAACUCCUUCGUCCGUCCACCGAGAAGUCUUAUCAGGCUUUACACCACACUAGACGCGCCAUCCCCGUUUGCCGCAGCUCUUCUGGCCGCACCGUUAAGCUUGUUCACAAAGCCACCUUGCGUCACUAUAAUCCGAGCGUCAGCUUAGCUCCUUUAUGGUCAUCCGUCCUAAGCUCGUCCCACAUUUGUUGA
Podospora pseudocomata is the source of this 1987-nucleotide messenger RNA. RefSeq lists its product as uncharacterized. The record is from RefSeq and is a predicted model, not a curated record. Lineage: Eukaryota; Fungi; Ascomycota; Sordariomycetes; Sordariales; Podosporaceae. The coding region runs from base 1430 to 1987 and encodes 185 amino acids. The transcript has 2 exons.